Messenger RNA from Xyrauchen texanus (razorback sucker), 1803 nucleotides. RefSeq lists its product as uncharacterized. The transcript is spliced from 7 exons. Lineage: Eukaryota; Metazoa; Chordata; Actinopteri; Cypriniformes; Catostomidae. The record is from RefSeq and is a predicted model, not a curated record. Bases 579 to 1781 code for a protein of 400 amino acids. Gene Ontology annotation, cellular component: membrane.
CGCAACACUAUUCUGUGACGUAACAGAGCAACCAGUGAGGACAGGACGUUUUCCACAUUCACCUCGUCUGGAAUAUGACGUUGUUUGUGGAAAUACUGCACGCCUAAGGGACACAAACUCACCACACGUUACCGAAUACAGAUUUACGUGAUUGCGCCUUGAAAAUGAAUUAGUAUUUCUUUUAUAUUCGCUCUAUAAACAACUCUCUCCUCACUUAAGGGCAACGGUAGCAUAUUAGCCGUCCAGUCUUAAAGGUCUAUUCUGUAUCUAAAUUGUUGUAUUAUUCGUUAUGAUCGAGUAUUGUGUUUACUAACAUGGGAUAUGAUAGCGAAUGAAAUUUAUCAAUCAUAUAUCUACGAAGAGGGACAGUGUAGCUGUUUAGAAGUGCUAGUUAGCCAGCUAGCUGAGUCAACGGAAGUGCUAUGCAUCAACUUGCCUCUGGUCCUCGCACAGGCAGUCAGACCGAGCCUUUACUGUUAAACUUAAGCUGUUGUGUGACUAAAAUUUAUAUUGAGUUCUUUAAUUAGUUAAUAAAUGAGCUUAAAACUCUGGUACGUGCGUUACAUGGAAAAUAUACAAUGUCGAGGAUUCUUCUGGUCCUGGUUAUGCUUGGAUGCAAUGUUGCUGUUGAAGAUGCUCAUGCAUUUGAUGAACCGAUCACCAGACUUGGGAAUGACAGACCGGGGGAGCAUUGCUCAGGGAGAGUGGAGGUGCGUCACGGGCAUCAGUGGGGCACUGUGUGCCAGCAGGGUUGGGAUCUGGAGGAUGCCGCUGUGGUUUGUAGAGAGCUUGACUGUGGGUUUGUUUUGGACAUUCCGAAUGGGGCUCGUUUCGGACGGGCCAGCAGAGAGGUGUUGUGGAGGAAUGUAAAAUGCUCGGGCGAUGAGUUUGCCCUGGACCUGUGUGAACGCACCCUCAAUGAUGGGGUGUGUGCACACAAUGAGAAUGCGGCAGUGGAGUGCACAGGUAAACUUCCAGCACCAACCUUGUCUAUUCAGUCGCGCUUCUAUGCCUAUUCAACUGGCGAGACUGUUCACUUUAAAUGCACUGCCCCAUACUUGCAGUCUGUCAUUGACUUCCAUCUGUACAAAAGAGGAGUGGACACUCCACUGGUGACCCAGCGAGCUGAUCCCAGGCAGAUGACGGGGGAUCUGAAACUGUCAGACUUGGAAAUCUCUCAUCAGGGCAGCUACUGCUGUCUGUACAGAAUUUACAACAAACUGGGAAACUCUCCCUCAGGAAAUUCUCCACACAGCAACUUCAUUAACAUCACAGUCUUGGAGAUUCACACUCCUCAAAUCUGGUACAACUCGUCACCUGAAGCCCGUCCAGGUUGGGUAAUCCGUGGCUACAGUUUCAACGUCACUUGCUCCACUCAGCAUUUGUAUCCUGGAGGCUCCUUCCAGCUGCGGCUCAUAAGACCCAAUGGUACCAUCCGGCAUUCUCUGCCAGCCCUUGCUCCCUUCGUCACCUUCACCUUCUCCAAUGCCCAGUUCAAUAAUGAGGGCUACUACUGCUGUCUGUACAAGGUCCAGACUGGAGACCGGACGUUUAUCUCGAGAGAGAGUCAGCCUUUACCCAUCUCCAUCCGAGAAGUGGAUCCGGUAAUGAGUCCAGUGGUAAUCAGUUUGCUGGUGUCCGGUCUGACGUUUGUGGUGGCAACAUGUGCCAUUCUGAUUGUUGCCAAAGUGUUCUGCAAAAGAGUGAGGAAACCCACUGAACUGGAACGAGAGAGCAGGACCUGUGUUGACAACACUUACAUUGCCUUGACAAUCAAGUAAUGGGAGUUUAAAAGUAAGGUAA